AUGACGACACAAACGCCGCAAGAGACCACGAAGGAUGUCCCGAAGGAGAUCUUUCUGAGAGAUUACAAACCACCGAGUCAUUCCUUCGCCAAGGUUGAGCUGGCGUUCGAUUUGAGGGAGCAGGGGACGACGGUGCGAAGCAUCAUCUCCGCGGUGCCCGCGAGCGGGUCGACGGGGGAGUUGUUCCUGCACGGGGAUGAGUCGGUCAAGUUGGACGGCGUGACGGUGAACGGGUCGGCGCACGAGCGAUACGAGAGAGGAUCGAAAGGUUUGACUUUGAAAGAUCUUCCGAACGAACCGUUUGAGUUGUCGAUCACGACGACGAUCGAGCCGCAGGAGAACACGGCGUUGGAGGGGUUGUACAAGUCGAGCGGGAACUUUUGCACGCAGUGCGAGGCGGAGGGGUUCCGAAGGAUUACUUUUUACCAGGAUCGACCGGAUUGUAUGUCGACGUUCACGACGAGAAUCGAGGCGGAUAAGGCAAAGUAUCCGGUGUUGCUAUCGAAUGGAAACCUGAUCGACAGCGGCGAGCUCGAGGGUGGAAGGCACUUCACGGUUUGGGAGGAUCCAUGGGUCAAGCCGUGCUACUUGUUCGCGCUCGUCGCCGGUAACCUGGGGAUGAUUGAGGACAAGUUUAAGACGAUGUCGGGCAAGGACGUGACGCUGAGAAUCUUCACUGAGAAGCACAAUAUCGACAAGUGCGCGCACGCGAUGACGAGCUUGAUCAAGUCGAUGAAGUGGGACGAGGAGACGUUUGGGUUGGAGUACGACUUGGACCUGUUCAACAUCGUCGCCGUGGACGACUUCAACAUGGGCGCGAUGGAGAACAAGUCGCUGAACAUCUUCAACUCUCGUCUCGUGCUCGCGACGCCGCAGAGUGCGACAGAUGCGGAUUACGCAGCAAUCGAGGGCGUGGUCGCGCACGAGUACUUCCACAACUACACCGGCAACCGCGUGACGUGCCGGGACUGGUUCCAACUGUCUCUCAAGGAGGGGUUGACCGUGUAUCGCGAUCAAGAGUUCAGCGCGGACAUGAACUCGCGCGGGGUCAAGCGCAUCGGUGACGUCUCUCGGCUUCGCACCGCGCAAUUUGCGCAAGAUGCCGGCCCGAUGGCGCACCCGAUUCGCCCGGAGUCUUACAUCAAGAUGGACAACUUUUACACGGUGACGGUUUACGAGAAGGGCGCCGAAGUCGUGCGCAUGUACGAGACGCUUCUCGGUAAGGAUGGCUUCCGCAAGGGCAUGGACCUGUACUUUCAGCGACAUGACGGCCAGGCUGUGACGACGGAAGAUUUCUUCGCCGCUAUGAGCGACGCCAACGGCGCGGAUUUGUCCACGUUCAAGCCGUGGUACUCGCAAGCGGGCACGCCGCGCGUCACUGCUAACGGCUCGUACGACGCCGAUGCGAAGACGUUCACUCUCAGCUUGACGCAAGUCGUCCCCAAGACACCGGGUCAAGAUACGAAGAUCCCGGUGAUGUGCCCCGUCGCCGUCGGUCUCGUCGGUCCGGACGGGAAGGACAUGGAGCUCACACUCGACGGCAAGUCUGUUGGCACGACGACGGUGCUCAGAUUCGACAAGGCCGAGGCGACGUACACGUUCACCGGUGUCGAGGCCAAGCCCGUGCCGAGCAUCUUACGUAACUUCAGCGCCCCCGUGCGGCUGACAACCAACCUGACGCAGGACGAUCUCGUUUUCCUGAUGGCGAACGACUCUGACGCGUUCAACCGCUGGGAAGCCGGCCAGACGCUUCUUCGCACGCUCUUGCUGGACUUGAUCAAAGGUGACGGUCAGUACAAGAUGGACGCCGCCAUUACGACCGCAAUGCGUGCGAUCAUCGCUGGAGCCAAGGAGCCGAACGCCGACAAGGCUUUCAUCGCGCGCGCGAUGAUGGUUCCGUCUGCGGGUGAGCUCAGCGACAUGCUCGACGAGGGAACGGUGGAUCCCGCGAAGAUCCACGAGGCACGCACGUUUGUCAUGAAGACGCUCGCUACCGAGCUUCGCGCCGAUCUCGAAGCCACGAUGAAGGCUAACAGUGCCGAGAAGUACUCCAACGAGCCCGCCGAUCGCGCCGCUCGAUCGCUCAAGAACACGUGCAUUGGCUACUUGUCCUACUUGGACGACGCGGCGAUCGCGGCGAUGACGUACGAGCGCUUCGCGUCCGCCGACAACAUGACGGACAAGAUCGCCGCUCUCAACUCGCUGAGCGACAAAGAGUGCGACGAACGCAUCAAGGCUUUCGCCGAGUUCUACGAAGAGUGGAACAAGGAUCCGCUCGUGAUGAACAAGUGGCUUGGCCUUCAAGCCAUGUCAAACCUCCCGAACAACAUCGCCAACGUCAAGGCGCUCAUGGAAGGACCGGCGUUCGACAUCAAGAACCCGAACAAAGUAUACUCCCUCAUCGGUGGCUUCUGUGCGUCGUCCGUGAACUUCCACGCCGCAGACGGAUCCGGCUACGAAUUCCUCGCCGACGUCGUCAUCAAACUCGAUGACUUGAACGGCCAAGUUGCAUCUCGCAUGGUGAGCGCGUUCACGAGAUGGAAGAAGUACGAACCGUCUCGCUCGAGUGCCAUGCGCGCUCAGCUCGAGCGCAUCCGCGCUAAGAAGGGACUCAGCGAGAACGUGUUCGAAAUCGUGUCCAAGUCUUUGGAGGCUUAA
Messenger RNA from Ostreococcus tauri, 2658 nucleotides. RefSeq names its product Peptidase M1, alanyl aminopeptidase. Bases 1 to 2658 code for a protein of 885 amino acids. NCBI's taxonomy places the organism in Eukaryota, Viridiplantae, Chlorophyta, Mamiellophyceae, Mamiellales, Bathycoccaceae. Gene Ontology annotation, biological process: proteolysis. The record is from RefSeq and is a predicted model, not a curated record. The transcript has a single exon. Gene Ontology annotation, molecular function: zinc ion binding; metallopeptidase activity.